GAAGCACGACGGGCUGGGACGUCGUCGUUGUCCGGCGGCGUGCAGCAGGGCUUCGGACGAUGGCGGCGCCUUCGGACCGCAACCUGCCGCGCAAGGAGGCGGACCUCUUCAAAUCCAUCGUCAAGUUCUACGAGACGAAGCAGUACAAGAAGGGCCUGAAGGCGAGCGACGCCGUGCUGCGCAAGUUCCCGAACCACGGGGAGACGCUGGCCAUGCGGGGCCUCGUGCUCAACUGCCUCGAGCGCAAGGAGGAGGCCUACGACUACGUGAAGAAGGGCCUCAAGGCCGACAUGCGGAGCCACGUCUGCUGGCACGUCUACGGCCUGCUGUACCGGAGCGACCGCCAGUACCCGCAGGCGAUCAAGUCCUACAAGCAGGCGCUGAAGAUCGACCCGGACAACGUGCAGAUCCUGCGCGACCUGAGCCUGCUGCAGGUCCAGCUCCGCGACGGCCGGGGCUUCCUCGAGACGCGGCGGAAGCUGCUGCAGUUGAAGCCGAACAACAAGAUGCACUGGGUCGCGUACGCGCUGUCGAACCACUUGGCGGGCCUCGGCGCGACGGCGAUCCAGGUCAUCGACGCCUACGGCGAGACCAUCAAGAACGAGCAGCGCCGCGAGGAGACCGCGGAGCGGUCCUACGAGGAUUCCGAGCUCGCGCUCUACCGGAACUCCAUAUUGGAGGAGGAGGGCCGCUACGGCGAGGCGCUGGCGCACCUCGCGGCGUCGGAGGCCGUCAUCGUCGACAAGUACACGCUGGCGAAGAAGCGCGCCGAGCUGCUGCUCCUGAGCGGGCCCCAGGCGCGCGACGGCGCCGCGGGCCUCGCGGCGACGGCGACGCCGACGGACAAGGUCGAGUUGACGGACGCGCAGGUCGCGGAUUUGGACGCGGCCUACGCCCUGCUGGCGGCGGAGAACCCCAAGUCCGAGGCCUACAAGUGGGUGCCCCUGACCUACGCGUCCGGCGCGUCCUUCGAGGGCCGGCUCGACGACACGAUCAAGCGCUUCGUGCGGAAGGGCGCGCCCGCGAUCGGCAGCGGCCUCGAGCGCCUCUGGUGCCCCAAGGCCGGCGACGUCACGGCGGGCCGCCCGCGCGGCGCGGCCUGCUGCCGCGCGACGCUGGACAUCGUCGACGGCCACGUCGCGGCGCUCCGGCUAGCGCCCGCGACGUUCAAAGGCGACGCGCAACCGGAGCCGCCGACGAGCCUGCUCUGGUGCCUCUACCUCAAGUGCCACUGCCACGAGUGGCUCGGCGAGCUCGAGGCCGCGACGAAGGCCAUCGACGAGUGCCUCGAGCACACGCCCACGAGCGUCGACUUCCGCGAGAAGCGCGCGCGCCUCCUCAAGCGCGGCGGCGCCGUGCGCGCCGCGGCCGCGGAGAUGGUCGCCGCGCGCGAGAUGGAUUUGGCGGACCGCUACAUCAACAACAAGGCCACCAAGUACCUCCUGCGCGCCGGCGACGUCGCCGAGGCGCGGAAGACGGCGGCCAUGUUCACGCGGCCCGAGGCGGGCGACGCCGAGCAGCACCUCAACGACAUGCAGGCGAGCUGGUACGAGCUCGAGGUCGGCCUGGCGCUGGGCCGCGACGCGCGCAAAACCUUCGCCGCGUCGGCGCCCGCGGGCGACGUCCGCGCGAAGGCGGGUUUGGCGCUGAAGCUGCUCUUGGCCGUGGAGAAGCACUUCGCGGACUUCAUCGAGGACCAGUUCGACUUCCACACCUACUGCGUGCGCAAGAUGACGCUCCGGGCCUACGUGUCCGUGCUCCGCUUCGAGGACGGCAUCCGGGGCCACAAGUUCUUCCGCCGGGCGGCCAAGGCCGCGGGCGACCUCUACGUGCUCCUCGCCGACGCGGACGCGCGCGACUCCGCGGCCGCGGCCGAGGCCGCCAAGGCCGCGCCGGAGGCCGCGGGCGCCGUCGACGCCAAGGCGGCCAAGGCGCUCGCGAAGCGCGAGAAGGCGAAGCAGCGCAAGGCCGCGGCCAAGGAGGCCGAGGCCAAGGCCAAGGCGGACGCCGAGGCCGAGGCGGCGAAGAAGGCCGAGGCCGCGGACGGCGGCAAGAAGGAGGUCAAGAAGGAGGAGAAGCGCGAGGACGACGACCCCGACGGCGCCAAGCUCGCGGCGAAGGCGCCCCUCGACGAGGCGCUGCGCCUGUCGGAGGCGCUCCGCGACCACGCGGCGGGCUACGCGGAGACGCACGAGUUGGCCUUCGACGUCGCGCUGCGGCGCCAGAAGCCGCUCAUGGCGUUGCGCGCGCUGCGGAAACUCGAGAAGACCGCCGGCGCCGACGCGCCCGCGCUCCUCGUGCGCCUCGCGGCGCUCGCGAAGGCGCUCGCGGCCGGCGCCCUCGGCGCGCCGCCGCCGGCCGUCGCCGCGGUCCUCGACGCGGAGCUCGCGGAGCUCUGCGGCGCGCCGGCCUACGCGGGCCCGGCGACGGCGCUCGCGAAAUGCCGGGCCUACGCCCAGGGCGACGCGGCGCUGCCGAAGCGCGUCGCCGCCGCGCGAGCGUUGUCGUGCUUGGGAGAGAAAGACGCGAACCUCGUGCUCACGGCGUCGCUCGCGGCGCCGCCGCUGGGCAAGCCCCUCGCCGUGGCCUGCUACGAGGACGCGCACGCGGCCCUCCUCGAGCUCGGCGACGCACCGAGCGCCGCCGCGUUCAAGGCCACCGCGGCCGCGGCGUUCCCCGCCGCGGACUACUUCGCCGACAACUAGACGCCCCGUCCGUUAAUCGACGCGCGACUCGUGUGUUCC
Aureococcus anophagefferens is the source of this 2744-nucleotide messenger RNA. RefSeq lists its product as hypothetical. Gene Ontology annotation, cellular component: cytoplasm. The transcript has 2 exons. The record is from RefSeq and is a predicted model, not a curated record. Bases 60 to 2705 code for a protein of 881 amino acids. Gene Ontology annotation, molecular function: protein-N-terminal amino-acid acetyltransferase activity; protein binding. Lineage: Eukaryota; Pelagophyceae; Pelagomonadales; Pelagomonadaceae. Gene Ontology annotation, biological process: N-terminal peptidyl-methionine acetylation.